This is a messenger RNA of Sceloporus undulatus (fence lizard), 2696 nucleotides long. RefSeq names its product coiled-coil domain containing 57 (gene CCDC57). The transcript has 17 exons. The record is from RefSeq and is a predicted model, not a curated record. The coding region runs from base 192 to 2696 and encodes 834 amino acids. Lineage: Eukaryota; Metazoa; Chordata; Lepidosauria; Squamata; Phrynosomatidae.
AAGUGCCUUUUUCUGAGCUCAAGAGCAAGCAACUUGCCACAGUAGUGGCAGCACCAAGUGGUACAGUGGGAAUAAGAUGCAAACAGCUGCCUGGCAUUGCAACGGAAAGCCCCAGAGAGACCCGGCAUGGUGUACUACUUUGAGCAUUGGACUACGACUCUGGAGAGAAGGGUUCAAAUUCCCACUUGGUCAUGGAAACCCACUGGGAGUCUUUAGAUUCAACAAUGCUAUACACAGAGAAAGAUUUACAUGAAGUUCUUAUUUAUAAAGAGCAAGAACUGAAAGAACUACAAGCUCGUCAGAUGAAUAUCCAGAAAACAGCAGUGCAAGAAACCCAAAAGCAACUUGAAGAAAUGCUUAAGAAGUUCAACAGUUUAAAGGAAGAUUUUACAUAUAAUCUUAAAGUUCUUGAGGAAAGAGAUAGAGAGCUGGAGCAUUAUGAUAAAUCAUUCAUGCAGCUUAAAAUGGUUGAAAAUGCCAAACAGGCAGAGGUUAGUGAGCUUAGAAUACAAAUAGUUAAGUUGGAAAAGGUACUUGCUCAGGAAUCCAAAAAACAAGAGGCUCUACAAUACCAAUAUCAACAAAAACUUAAAGAACACCAGUUAGAAUUGAAGCAGCUUCACAGUUCUAAAGACUCUGAUAUUAGCCUUCAUCGUGAAGAGUAUGAGAAUAUGAAACAGCAGUUGGAGAGAAGACUCCGGGAAGUAGAAGGUGAACUUGCUUUGCAAAGACAGGAGCUGCUAGUGGAAUUUGAUGCAGAAAUGAAAAAGAGAGAAUAUGAGUUUCGUCUGAAAGCAGAUGAAAUGAGCAAUUUAGUUCUAUCUCAUGAGCUUAAGGUUAAGUUAUUGACCAAGGAACUGGAGGCUUUGAAAGAAGCUGGGAUAAAAGCAGCAGAAUCAUUGAAAAUGGCAGAAACAACUAACUUGGAGCUGCAGAAAGAAAUCAAAUCUAAAGACUGGGAAAUAAAGGAUCUUGCAGCUCUGAAAGAUAUGCAGAUACGGGACUUAGAAAGCAAGCUUGAUUCAGUACAGAUGAGUUGGAGAAAAGAAAAAGAAAUAUUUGAGCAAAAACAUGCAGCAGUAGAUCACUUUGCCAGAGAAAAGGAUGCAAUGCUUUGUUCAGUGAAAGAGGCUCAUGCAGAACAAAAACAUAAAUGGGAAAAUCAAAUCCGAGAAUUGCAUAUACAUAAUGAAACUUUAGACAUGGAAUUACGUCGGGCUGAAUGGAGGCAUAAAGAUCAUUUGAGAGAAAAAGAUGCUGUCAUUGAAAAACUUGAACAAGAACUGGAGGCAAUGAAAACAAGUGCUGUUUCUCAAGUAGCUCAGAUGUCCAGGGAGACAGUUACUAAAGAUCUUCAGAUUCAAGCACUGCAAGAGGAAGAAAUAAAGCUGAGAGCACAACUGACUACCCUACUUCAAGAUAUUGAAAGGUAUAAGCAGCAGCUUUUAGUGGCAGCAGAAAGAGAAGAGAUUCUAGAAAGAGCUAAAGUGCAAAUUGAGCUGGACUGGCAGCGGCGGUGUGAGGAUGCCGAAAGGAAUCAGUAUCAGAAAUCAGAGGCUCUGAUACAGAGUCUGUCAACAGCUAGGGACCAGGUUACUGCUGGACUACAAGAGAAGGAACAGAAAUUACAUGAACUGGAAAUGACCCUGGCUGCUGUAACCUUUGAGAGAGACCAAGCCAUUCAAGAACUUCAAAAAUAUGGUCACUUGCCAAAAGGAGAAAAACAGACUAAUGUAGGAGUCAUUGGACAAGGUUUUCCUUCUGCUGAAAUCCAGAGAUUACAAGAGCAGAACAGUACUCUGAGGGCUGUUAUUUCAGAAAUGAGAAGAGAAAUGGAGACACUUAAUAAUCAGGCACCUCCCUCUGAUGACACCAAAAUGAAUGUACAAGAUAUGGAUAGAGCUGACGCUGCUGCAGUUUCAUUCAAUCCUGACUAUGUUCAGUCCCUGGAAGAAGAGAUCAAACAUUUGAAGAGAAAAUGCUGGGCUGUGGACAGACAGCAUGAAAAUCCACCUAAACUUCCUGGAAAAUCCUUUGUGCCUUCUCAGAACUCAUCCAUUUGCACUAAAAGUACUCAGACUUCCCAUCAAGACAGUAUUGUCAGUGGAAAAGAUGAUGACGUUGCAACAGACAACAUGGGCCCGAGAAAGCAUAAAAUUGAAGCUCCUCAAAUGGAUUCAGUGGAAACACAGGUGAAUCCAGCAAAUGAGAGACUUCAGGUCAACUCUGUACAUCUCAGGCAACAAUUACUUGGGAUAGGAGCAGGUGAUGGGCCCAAUCAGCACAUAGAAAACAAUGCACGAUGGCUACACAAUAAAUUGAAGGAAGCUGUAAGAAAGAUCUGCAGUCUAAGCAAAGAGAAACAGCAGCUGCUAGAGAUGGUAAAUGGACUAAGAGCAGAAUUUGGAACAGCUUCAAAGGAAGGAUUUCUGGAUCCCAAGCACUCAGAGCAACAUCAAGGACACAACAUCCCUGGUGCCCUCUACCCUAAAGAACUUGUUAAAGAGACUAAGCAUCGUCUUCUAGCCUUAGAACAACUACAAUACCAGCUUACAACUCAGGAGUUACAAUAUGCACAGCAAAAACAUGCCACAGGAAAAUGUCCUCUAUUUGUUGAGAAUACAAACAGUGAAAGUGUCCCAAGUAGCAGCAUCUGUACAGAAGGAGGAGAAAUCCCUUUGAAAGAGGUAUGGUAG